This is a messenger RNA of Psammomys obesus (fat sand rat), 1578 nucleotides long. RefSeq names its product serine racemase (gene Srr). Gene Ontology annotation, cellular component: cytoplasm. NCBI's taxonomy places the organism in Eukaryota, Metazoa, Chordata, Mammalia, Rodentia, Muridae. The record is from RefSeq and is a predicted model, not a curated record. Gene Ontology annotation, molecular function: threonine racemase activity; magnesium ion binding; pyridoxal phosphate binding. The transcript has 9 exons. Gene Ontology annotation, biological process: pyruvate biosynthetic process; D-serine biosynthetic process; L-serine metabolic process. The coding region runs from base 439 to 1497 and encodes 352 amino acids.
CCGCGCGCAGCCAGGAAACCACGACGGACGGGCGGCGCGCGCUCACCCACUCCCACCCUUUUCCCCGCCCCCUCCUGCCUGCCCUCCCCGAACGACGGUGGCCGCACUGGGAGCAAAAGCUUUCAGCACGUCCAACGAGGGCCAUCCCAGAGCGUGCGCUCGGCCCGCAGAGACGGCCUGUGCGCGUGCGCAGAGGUGUAACUCUGGAGGCUCCGCGGAGGAUUGGAGGUGGAGGCGCGCGGCGCUGAGGACGGUGAGUAAUCUUAUACCUUUUGCCAUACUGGGCCUGGGCCAAGAUGGGUCAGUCAAAGUCCUUACCCAGAAUUUUUUGAACUGAAAUUGAGAGAAAGUCCCUCUUCAGUGUGGAAGCCAUAAAAUGUAAAACACAGGAGCUUUCAGCAGCCAUGUGUCCUGCCCUACGGAACCAGCUGGCCUGCUAUGAAAAGGAAGCCAACAUGCCAAAGGCAGCAGAGAACCAUGUGUGCUCAGUACUGCAUCUCCUUUGCUGAUGUUGAAAAAGCUCAUAGCAACAUUCGGGAUUCUGUCCACCUCACGCCGGUGCUAACAAGCUCCAUUCUGAAUCAAAUAGCAGGCCGCAGUCUUUUCUUCAAAUGUGAACUCUUCCAGAAAACUGGGUCUUUUAAGAUUCGAGGUGCCCUUAAUGCCAUCAGAGGCUUAACUCCUGACACUUUGGAAGGGAAGCCCAGAGCUGUUGUUACUCACAGCAGUGGAAACCAUGGCCAGGCUCUCACCUAUGCUGCCAAACUGGAAGGAAUUCCUGCUUACAUUGUGGUGCCUCGAACGGCUCCCAACUGCAAAAAACUGGCAAUCCAAGCUUAUGGAGCCUCUAUAGUGUACUGUGAACCAAGUGAUGAGUCCAGAGAAAAGGUCUCUCAGAGAAUUGUGCAAGAAACAGAAGGCAUCUUAGUCCACCCCAACCAGGAGCCUGCAGUGAUAGCUGGACAAGGGACAAUUGCCCUGGAAGUGCUAAAGCAGGUUCCCUUGGUGGAUGCGCUGGUGGUUCCAGUAGGGGGAGGAGGAAUGGUUGCUGGAAUAGCCAUCACAAUUAAGGCCCUAAAGCCUAGCGUGAAGGUAUAUGGUGCUGAACCCUUGAAUGCAGAUGACUGCUACCAGUCCAAACUGAAAGGAGAACUAACCCCCAAUCUUCAGCCUCCAGAAACCAUAGCUGAUGGUGUAAAAUCAAGCAUUGGCUUAAAUACCUGGCCUAUUAUAAGGGACCUUGUAGAUGAUGUCUUCACUGUCACAGAGGAUGAAAUAAAGUAUGCAACCCAGCUGGUGUGGGAGAGAAUGAAGCUGCUCAUUGAGCCUAGUGCUGGUGUUGGAUUGGCUGCAGUGCUAUCUCAGCAUUUCCAAACAGUCUCUCCAGAAGUAAAGAACGUCUGUAUUGUACUCAGUGGUGGGAAUGUAGACUUGACGUCCCUAAACUGGGUAAAGCAGGCUGAAAAGCCAACUCCUUACCAGACUGCUUCUGUUUAAAUCCAUGGAAGAAAUAAGAAUGUCACUGUAUGAAAAUGUUGUUUUCCAUCUUCCCUUUUAAAACUAUUUUCAAAAUCCUAA